Medioppia subpectinata is the source of this 2880-nucleotide messenger RNA. NCBI's taxonomy places the organism in Eukaryota, Metazoa, Arthropoda, Arachnida, Sarcoptiformes, Oppiidae. The record is from the annotation of a GenBank genome assembly.
AUGUCAUCGCCAACUCGGGGCGGAGGCCAAAGGGGGCGUGGAUCGGGUCCACGCGGCGGCGGCGGUGGUGAUGGCCGCGGAGGUGGACGUGGAGGCGGUGACAGAGGCGGAUACCGUGGCGGGAGUCGUGGCGGAGGCGGUGCCCAACGGGGUAGGGGUGGCGGCGGCGGUGGUUAUCCGCAGCGCCCAAAUGUUCCCGAUGUCCGCACUUUGGCCGAAGAGGUGUCCCGAAUGACUAUUGGCGGCGCCGCCGGCGGUGACGCGAAGACUAAGACAGCGGCGGAGGGUCCGAAGCGCGGCACCGCUGGCACUGCCAUCGCGUUGAUUGUCAACCACUACCGGAUCACCGGUUGGGAGAAGAUGUCGUGCUAUCUGUACGACAUAGACAUACAGUUGCGUCGACGCGACGGUAAGGGUUUAAUUCUGAUGACUCAGGCGCCGGCCGGUGCCGCGGGUGGUCAGCCCGCGCGCCGACUCCGCAACGACCAGCGCGCCGACAACACGCGAGUUGUGGCCAAAAUGGCGGACGAAUGGCCCGAAGCUUUCAAAGGCCGUCUGUACGCCUUUGACGGCCAGAAGUUUCUAUACGCCGGACAACGGUUGCCGGUGGUGUCGGAGCUACAGACCAAACGGGAAGUGACCAUUCAAUUGGACGGAUUCGUUGAGCAGACGUUUGAGGUGCGGAUCCAAUUCGUGAAAGAGGUGCCAAUGGCGCCGCUGUCCGAGUACUUCAACGGCCGUAAUCGUACGCAAAAUCCGGAGGACUUCCGCGAAGCCCUACAGGCGCUGGAGAUUGCCUUCCGGUAUAUGCCUUCACUGACACGAGUGCCGGUGUAUCGCAAUCUAUAUACACUCGAAGGCCGGGAACCGAUAACCCGUGGCUUUCGGCCGGCAGUGGCCACCAAUGCUGAGAUAGCGUUCGGUCACUACCAGUCCGUUCACGUGACCGAAUCGGGACUCACGCUUAACGUCGACCGCACAGCGACUCUCUUCGUGACCGGCGGUCCACUCAUUGAGUUCAUAGAGCGUGAGCUCAAUAUACCGGACAUUGCGCGCCAGCCAUUCACCGACGAUGUGAUCCAUAGAGUGACCGCAAAGAUCAAAGGCCUCAAGAUAUACACGGAUCACAUACCGAACCAAAAGCGUCGCUACUUUAUUGAGUCGAUGAUUGUCCAGAGAGUACACGAACACAGUUUCGACGACUCCAACGGCAACCCCAUUACCGUUGAGGAAUACUUCAAGAAACAGUACCCAAACACUCGGGCGCUGUUGCGCAAUGUGGGCCUCAUUAAGGCCAGGGGUGAGAAAUACUUGCCGGUAGACGUGUGUCACGUGUACCCCAAUCAGCCAAUGCCGCGCCGUAUGGUUACGCCCGAUAUGACACAACAGAUCGUGAAAAGCGCCAACAGUCAGGACCCGAGCACUCGCUUCGGUCUAAUACAACAGUCGGCCGAAGAGGUCGAGAAAGAGAGUCGCGCACUGAUGGCCAGCUUUGGCGUUGAGCUGCAGCUGAAGCCGAUUAAACUGUCCGGUCGUGUACUGCCGGCGCCCCGACUGGAGGGCGAUCAGCGGCGGGUGAAAAAUGGCCGCCAAUUGUCUCGUUACGCGGUUGUCAACUACUCGGUGAAUGUCAAAGACACUCUGCAAGAGAAUUACAAACGAUUCUUCACGGAACUGAUCCGUACGGCCCGGCAAAUGGGUAUCGUUAUGGCCGACAAAGCGAUUGCCGACAGUGAGUCGCACAGGCCUUCACUAAAAGCGGUCGACGACGACAUUAAGGCAUUCAAAGCCAAAAAGGUUGAAAUGAUAUUCUUCGUGAUACCAAAGGACGGCCGCGUUUACCGAGCGAUCAAACACUUCGGCGAUGUUGUCUACGGAGUGGCCACACAAUGCAUACUCGACUCGCGUUUCUUAGACACGCCGAACGGCUAUUUUGGUAAUCUAUUGUUGAAAGUGAACGCCAAGAUUGGCGGUCAGAAUCAGGUGUUGUCCGCACUGCACAGACCGCCCGCUAUGAUUGGCGACCAAAAGCGGGCCGUAAUGGUUGUGGGCGUCGACGUGACCCAUCCCGGGCCCGGCCCUAUGGGCGACGGACCCGUGUGCUCAUCCAUCGCCGCCUCUGUGGCCAGUUUUGACGCCGAGUUCAGUAAAUACGGCGCGACUAUUGCUGGACAACCGUUGAAUACGGAAAUAAUCGCCGUUUACGACCGCAUGUUUGUCCAACACCUUAAGACAUAUCGGGACAAGAAUAAAGUGUUGCCGCAGACUGUGAUACUAUUCCGCGACGGCGUGUCUGACGGCCAAUUGGAUCAGGUCUUAGCCGAAGAGAUACCACUUAUUAAGAAGGCUUACGACACUGUGCAGAAGGGCUUCCAGUUUAAGCUAAUAGUGUUUGUGGUGCAGAAGAGACAUCACACGCGAUUCAUGCCAUUCGCGCGCACCACCGAUGCCAAGGGUCGGGAGAUUAAGAAUAUACCCGCCGGAACUGUUGUCGACCACACUGUAACACAUCCGCUGCGCAAUGAGUUCCAUCUGUGUUCACACAAAGGUCUACUCGGUACGUCACGUCACGCGAAGUAUGUGUGCCUUCGCGACGACCAUCAGUUGACCGAAGACCAGAGGCAACAGAUAGCGUAUUACAUGUGUUACACUUACUGCAGGUGUACGUCACCCAUAUCUAUACCAAUGCCCGUCGCUUACGCCGAUUUGGUGGCCACUCGUGCCAAAGACCACAUCGAGGCCCAGAACCUGGCGUUUCAGCCGCGCGUCAGAGACGAGACCGCCGACCAGAAGCGAGCGCGCGAGUCGGCCAACAUUGCGCUCCUCAACGGCAAAGUUGUUGUCCACGAAAAUGUGGUUUUGUUGCCAUAUUAUGCUUAA